AUGCGACUUUUGCACGCGCAGUGCAAGCAAGCUUCCUUUGCUGAAGAUAGUGAUCUCCUUUCCGUUGGAGGUUACAUUGUGAACAACUCGACGCUGUGGUGGAGUUUGGCGCCAUUGCAUGACAAAUUGCGAAGCAAAGGUGAAACUCGUGUGUUUUUCAAGUGGGUGCAGUUCUUCGUUCAUGGUGUGAAGCAGUCGAAGUGGACAAGUGAGAACCAAGAUGACUGGAUCCAUACAAGACGAACUCAGCAGGCUGCAGAUGAGCUGCACGAAACUGUUGCAACUUCCUCAGCGAUAGUAGCCUUCCUAGGCUAUAUGCUGCGAGACUCACGAAAGCAGUCUUUGAUUUCUUACACCAAAGGUUGGCUGCCCAAACUCUGCAAUCGGGCAGUUUUAUGCUGCGAGCACAAUGCGGACAUUGAAAUGGAGAACAUGAUUCCUCUCACGGUGAGUGCAAGUGGGAUGGUGACACGAUUGAGGAGGUCCCUUGCAAUGACACAUGCAACAGUGUUGAAUGUCUUCAAGGCAGAAUGGCAGUCAAUGGUGGACGCUGGUGAGCUGGCUCAUUGCUUCGAUGAUCAGGAUUCUGUGCCUUUGAUCGACUUGGUACUAUUUGCGUUCCAGGUACAACGUCACAGACGGGCUGCGGGCAAACAUAUCUGGCCACCUGGCAACCCUUCGGGGACUUGUUUAUCUCAGCUGCAACACGGGAUAGUGAGGUUUUUGUCAGAUCAACUUGACAAAUAUGUCACAGAGCGCUACAUGGCUGAACAUGAUCACGGUGCAGUGCUGCCAUCGAGCAAGCGGCGCAAAUCGGGUCAAUCCACCAAGGUAUCUAUGCCUCCUGAUACCAUCUUCGAGGUUGUUCAAGCGGCAAGGGAUUCGGGUCUUUCAGGGAGGGAAGCCUUGAAGUUUUUGAGAAGUUCGGAGAGAUUGUCAGCAGUGGCCGGAUGCCAUCCAAAUGUCAUUGACUCUUGGAUGAGGAGGCUUCAGUGGAUUUACGAUGCCAGGGUAAUUUACAGCCUGGCAGGCUGCAGCCAUCUGAACCUGGUCUGCGACGCCUCGAGACAUUCAGGCAAAGAGGUGCUUGUCACAAUGGCAUGGUCUUGGGAGAACAAGACUGCAGCUGCUUGCAAUGUGCAAGUUAUUUUGCCCUUAGAGAAAUUGGCACCGUCUGAGAUGGAUCUCACAGAUUUGAUUGAGUCACUUGCGCAGGCCAGGGUGCGCAACAAUAACGCACUGGACAACAAGAUCCAAAGAAUAGCUUCGUAUCGCCAUCUUCAAGCGAUCAGUCAUCAGGUCAACCUCUUGACCAACGGCCGCUUUGCAUCCCUUGACUCCUUCAAGGUUCCCACUGGGUUGCAUCUUGCUCCCUGUGGCAAACAUGAGACCAGGUUCGUGCAGCAAGAUGGUGAUAGAUCCAGAGCUUAUUACCACAACAGCGAAACUGGUGAAGAUGCCUUUCUUUUGCCAGAAUCUCGAGACUGGUGGAGGUCAAUUCCACUUCUAGUGCUGCAGAUGGAUCAGGGGCCAACAUGCUGCGCUGCAGCUGCGUAUGCCAUUGGACAAAUUGGAGGAUUGAUCCAAGUGAGGUGGGACAUCUACCACAGGUCGAUUCGAGACGUGAAACUCUCGCUCCUCCAUGCAGCAGGAGGAACUUUCCUCCAAAGCCAGAUGCAUUCGCAAUACCUCUUUGCCCUAAGCUACCGCCCCUUCAACAGCGGUGGGUUUGCAGAAGACAAACGAAGACUAUUGGAAUUGAUGAUGGGCAGAGAAGAGCCGGAUACCUUCCAGAUGUUUCAAGAUGUGUGGGAAACCAUCCGGGACGACCUCAACAUGCCAAAGACAUGCUCUUCUGCCGAAGUGUGGCAAAGACUGCCGAGCUUACCAAUCUUCUCAAAGAAGGGCACCCUCCCCAAACUCAGCAGAUGGUUCAGCUGGAACCAAAGCUACGAAGAGCAAUGUUCGUCCUGGAAUGUGCUGAAGCUGGCAUUGAGCUAUCAUUUCAGCCGUGACAGCAAGUGCGUGGAUCCCGACGUUGCUCAGCAGAAACGAGAAUUGGAUGAGUUGGCGCGCAUGCAAGAGAGCCCGGAUGAAAGAGUGAAUAUGAGAAAGCAAUUUUCGCAAUUGAAAGAGUCUCUCGGAGGCGGUCUCAAGCUGGCGUAUCAUUUGAUGUCAAACAGGCUCCUCCAAAUGAUUCACAUCAUUGCGCUGUGUACCCGUCCAACCUGGUCCUGGUACGCGGCAUCCGUGCGUGAUAUGAAAAAUCCUCAGGAUCAUUUGCAGAAUUUGGCACAUCUUGCUUGUGCUUGGCAAAGAGAAAAGCACUUGAGGGAGACAGCUGGUGUGCCGACAUCAAAGUGUCCUGAACUUGUAGCGUUGCUUGACAGGGAAGAGUUUGCUGAAUUCAGAGACGAUACGCCAACCAAAGUCUUUGAUCUUUGUGGCCAUCUGCUUCAAAGGCGGGUUUGGUCUAUGAGCAGGGCUUCCGCCCCUCCUGAUUGCUAUGCAGAGUUGCUGUGUGAAGGGCCACCUGGGAAUGCACAGGCUGCGUUAGAACUGAUGACACGACAUCACCAGACCUUUCUGCAACUGGAGAAACUUGCUGCAGCUCAGACAAAGCCUGUACCCUUGUUCGAAGCCCUGCGUGUUGUCAUCACACCAGCAGUUCGUCUCAUGUACUUGUCCUUCGAGGAGUAUCAGUACAGGUUGGCCGGCAUCUCUGGAAGACAUUUGCUGAUGGGCCUUCUCAAUACAUUUCCUGAUUCGAAGCUAAUCGAAGAUGUUCAUGGUGUUCUUCGCAAUGAUGCAGCCUCGCAGAAGACGCGUCGACAAACGGUUCACCAUAUGCAAGAACUUGUGACAAAUUGCAAGCAGCUCUCCAAUCGCGACAUUGCCCACUUCCCAGAAGUUGACCGGGACGUUUUUGUGGCCGAGUUUCCCCGUACAAGGGACAAGAAGCGGAAGAGGAGAUAUUUCGCAAGGGUGCAUGAGCUGCCACAAGAGUGGAGCACCAUCAUGGGGCCGAAGAAUUGGUCCACUGUGUCAGAAGAGGUUUUACACAAAGGCUUCGCUGCGUGGUCCUUUUUGCAAAGCUACUGCUCUGAGAGAAUGGUUGAAAAAGGCAUCAACCUAUCCCAGGGACAGCUGUCAAAAUUAGCUGUUGAACAGCACUUUUUGCAGCAAGUUGACUCCGAUGGGAACCAAUUGUACUUGGGAUUUUGCCUUGGAAAUGCAACAUUCGCCGCGCUAUUCUGGCCAGUCCUUCUGUUUGAGCAUGACAGUGGUUUCCGUGGUUAUUAUUUGGACCCAGAUGGCGAGGCCCACUGGAUGUAUCUGACAAAUCCCGUGGAGUGGAGAGUGCUCCUUCCAAAGGCAGUUGCCUUCAACAAUCAGAUCUUCAUGGUUCCUGACCCGUUGCAGACAGAGCCUUUGCUGAAGUUCUAUCUUCGCGAUAAAUCGCUGCACAAAAACUUGCUGGUGGCCGACCUCAAAUAUCUGGGUGCGUUUCUUGGACUUCCUGGCUUCGGAAAUGACGACAAAAGGCUUCGGAAGGAUUUGAUUCACGCAAUAAUUGAUUUUGUUGGAAAAGAUGACAACGAGUACAUUACCAAGGUGAAAGCUGCCAUGGAACUCCCAGACAUUCCGAAAAAGGUUGGUGGUGCUUUGGAUGAAUUUGUGCUCUCAGAGCUUCCGGGCGAAGACCAAAGUGAUUUCAAGGAAAUCGCAAAGGAAGUUGAUUGCAACAAAAAAAUAGGCUGGUCCUUUGUGGAACAAAAGUGGAAGGAAGCGACGAAGAAGAAGAAGAAGGCAAAACCGAAAUCCAAAGCCAGUGCCCGGAGAAGAGCGCAGCCAAAAGUGAAAGCAAAGGCAAAAGCAGCGAGGCGGGUUCCUCGCAAGCUCUUGAAAAAAUUGCUUCAGGUUGCAGCUCCGCAUCACCCUCCCGAAAAUGAAGCCAUCACAGAUUCUGAUGAAGAAGCGAUGGGAGGAGCAGUUCAUGAGGCAGAGGCAGCCCCUCAUGAGGCAGAGCCAGUGGAUGAAGCAGCGGAAGCUGGUGAUGCAGCUGUGGGGGGUGAUGACGAGGCACCUCCGCCACUUCCUCCUCCAAAUGACAUUCCGGACGACACACCUCUAGCAGCUCUUGUUCCGCCAGUUGCUCCAGUGCCUGCAGAGCCUGCUCAGGCUGCCGCUCCAGUGCAUGCAAGAGGCUACAUCAACCAGUGGGCAGUGUGUUAUUCCCAACUUUGGCAAUGCUUCGCCGGCCAAAUAAAGAUAUUGUGUUCGUGUCGAAACAUGUGUUCUCAUCUAGGCUCGGUUGGCUGCACUUUGACUGCUUCUCACUCAGACUGA
Molecule: messenger RNA, 4350 nt
Organism: Cladocopium goreaui
Lineage: Eukaryota; Dinophyceae; Suessiales; Symbiodiniaceae
Source: the annotation of a GenBank genome assembly